Messenger RNA from Fusarium coffeatum, 2166 nucleotides. RefSeq lists its product as uncharacterized. Bases 1 to 2166 code for a protein of 721 amino acids. The transcript is spliced from 5 exons. Gene Ontology annotation, cellular component: RSF complex. The record is from RefSeq and is a predicted model, not a curated record. Gene Ontology annotation, biological process: regulation of DNA-templated transcription. NCBI's taxonomy places the organism in Eukaryota, Fungi, Ascomycota, Sordariomycetes, Hypocreales, Nectriaceae.
AUGCCGUCUCGAAAACGCUCGCUCGCAGUUGCUGAUGGAGAAGAUGGCGAGAACCAAAUUUCCUUACAGCAUCGAAUUCGAAAUAUGUGGCAGUUUGCGAAUCUUUGCCAAUGGAUCUAUAUCUUUGGCAAAGCUGCGAAAAUCGAUGAAGCCAUCGAUGUCGAGGAAAUCGAGGCCGAGUGCCUGAAACCAAAUUCGACUAUGCUAACGGAUAUUGCCCUUGCCCUUCUCAAACUCGUAUCGUCGCAUCGUGGUUUAACGCACGAAAUCUUUGACGAUCAAGCGCGCAAGCAAUUUGCAAACAGAUCGCCGAAUUACAACCCUUUCGGUUCUGCCGAGGCACCACUGAAGUUCAACGAUUUCGAUGUUUUUACAAAGAUUAAAGUGAUGCAACAACUGACCCAAUGGGUAAUGAUCCACCCGGAGCGCAUUCGAGACAAAAUGGAAGAGCAAAAAGACGCCGAGCAAACAAGUUGGCGAAUAGAGCCAUACGGCUGGGAUGCAGACGAUCGAACGUACUUUGUGCUCGAUGAUAACCGAAUAUACCGCCUUACCGAAGCCCCAGCAUCCAAUAAACCAACCAAACCCAAAAAGUCAAGAGUGUCUUAUGGAAACCGACGUGCAAGUAAACGACGACGCAGUACUAUGAAUGCUGAGGACGAAGCGACCGAACUAGACCCAGAGACAAGCAAUGAGUCACCAAUUGAAGACGACGGCCUCGGCGGAAUGACAUGGGAAUGUCUUGCUGUAACUUUGGACGACGUACGAGCCAUUGUUGAAGGUUUUCGGAAGACACGCGAUGAGAAUGAGAAGAUUCUACGGAACCAACUAGAGGAACAUCUCGUUCCAAUCUUGGAAAAGCAAGAACAAUCACGACAGCGAAGGGAAUUACAGAGAGAGCGCGAAUUGGCAAAUGCAGUCAAGAUGGCGAACGCAAAGCGAUCAAGCCGAAUUGCUGGAAAGGUCGAACAACAAAAACAUGACCAACAAAGUCGAGAAGAGGAACGACAACGGCGAGAAGAAGAAUCAACUCGGCAGCGAGAAGAGCUGGCGCAAGCCAAGAUGGAACAGGAGCGCGAUAAACGGAUGGUCUCACGGGAACAACGAUUACGAGAACGCGAGGCGCGGCGAAUCCAGCACGAGGAAGAACUUGCCCAACUCUCUGAGGAUAGCAAGAACCUUUCUAACAGCAAUGGGCGAGCUUCCGAACGCCGUCUCAAAGUAGAGAUCGAGAGAAACAAACAAGCUUUGAAAGAGCUAGAAGAUGAGGAGGAAGACUGGAUCUUUGACUGCAUUUGCGGUCUCCAUGGCCAAGUCGACGACGGUGCUCACAGCGUAGCUUGCGAAAGAUGCAAUGUCUGGCAGCACAGCAAGUGUAUGGGACUAAGUGAAGAAGCCGCCGAUCAGCCGGAAUUUCACUACAUCUGUACUUCCUGUACCCGUCGUGAGCAAGAAGCCAAACGGCCCCGACCAACAAUCAAAUUGAAACUCAACCGCCCAUCCAGUUCAGGCACACAGUCAGACGCAUCUCGAUCUUUGGGUCACACCAGUUCGCCUAUCAAUGGGGAAGAGUCUAAGAAUGCCAACCAGGCACCAGAUGAAACCCACAACACGAUCAACAAUAACGUUGAAGAUGGCUUGACCUCAUCGACUUCUGCCCCUAGUACUAGUGUCAAUGGCGCCGGUAUCUCUGAUACUAUGACUGACGCUGAUGCCCGUUCAGGGCCAAGCAAGGGGCUGAUUGGCACACCCAAAAUGACACCGGUGAUCCCGGCACCUGUCAAGCUGGAUGCUAGCUUUCAGGGCAGCUCAUCAGGCAGUGCGGCUAUGACCAGUCCAAUGACGUCUUUCCGGACACCCAGCCCUUGCAAAGGCAUCGACAGUUUCCAAGGGGACAAGACAGUUGAGUCAGCGUUGAGUACACCCCAAAUUAGUCGAGAGAUCUACCGAGCAGCACACGAGCAGAAUGGCACUAUCCCUUCUAUUGCUGGGCUUUCUCCGACCAAACACUCGCCCACUCGUCCUAUGGAUUCUUCCAAGUCAAACCGAUUCAAGGCUGCCACUCCAAUACUACCUCCAGUAGCAUUAUCACCAUCUCCACAGCAUCAGAUUUUGACACCGCCUACCAAACACUCGGAGCCACCAAAACCGUUCGAAAACCGAUGA